AUGUCGACUUUUGGAUCUUAUGACAGAUCCACAUGGCCCAUGGCACACUCAUUUGUACACGCGUCCCUUGGAUCCUACAUAGUCAACCCUACAGCUACCUCUUCAACGAUAAAUUGGCUUACAAAAUUCCACUUAUCCACUUAUUGUAAAACAUUAUUUGCCUCGAAACAGAUUAAUAGACCUCUGUUAGAAUUUGAAAGCUUGUAUCUUUUACCUGAGGUCCCCCAUUACACUCUAUCAGAAAUAUACAAACUCAUACUGGCUCACAUCGACAAUAUACCUCCCACCUUCACUAAACUAUGGUCCAGGGAGCUGGCAUUUGAGGUCAUCACAGGAGAUUGGCUCAAAGCAUUCCCCUUUACCCACAAAUCUUCUAUAUCGGGCUACGCUCAAGAGAAAAAUAACAAACAAAUGUUUGGAUGGUAUCGGGAUCCUGUCACCAUCCACCAGAUAUUUCCAUCAGCCGCAGACACAUCAUUCUCUGAACCAAGCAAUUUGCGUGAAACCGUAAGACAAUCUGCAAUGUCUGAAUUCAGUGACAGUGACCAGGAUGCCUUUGAUGAGCUGGAUAUGUUGACUCCACACACCAGGUCAUUACAGUCUUUGGAAAAUGCACAGAGUGAGUCUCGUGGAGACUGCUCAUCAGAUUCAGAUAUUUGCAAAUAUACUGCAUCCUUAACCAUUGGUUUUUCUGAUCCUGAAGAAUCACUUGCCAACUUACGGCUUUCACUGUUAGAUCACACAGACCAUGGAAACGACAACUAUAAUGCAGAAAAUAGUACCAAAUGGGAUGAUAACUUGGUAAUUCUCUCACACAGGAAAAUAAAAGAAUUCCUAGCUUUUUCCAAGAAAGGACCUCCCAGUCCCCCAACACCUGGACUCCAGAUUGCAGCUGAUACCACUGAUACAUAUUCAUCCAAGUGGGAAAAUGAACAGCAGCACACCUCUACAAUAAGUACAAGUAAUGAAGAAAACCAACAUAAAAUCCGAGAAUAUCUGCAGGAUCCAUCGAAAGCACAUACAAAUCCUAGCCAUACAAUGGAUAAUUCCGUUUUCUCAGAUUCUUGUUCAUCAAAUAUUAUAAAAGGUACCUUUCUUUCAUGA
Rana temporaria (common frog) is the source of this 1104-nucleotide messenger RNA. RefSeq lists its product as uncharacterized. The coding region runs from base 1 to 1104 and encodes 367 amino acids. The transcript has 5 exons. Lineage: Eukaryota; Metazoa; Chordata; Amphibia; Anura; Ranidae. The record is from RefSeq and is a predicted model, not a curated record.